Xyrauchen texanus (razorback sucker) is the source of this 1893-nucleotide messenger RNA. Its product is annotated as forkhead box protein I1-ema-like. Gene Ontology annotation, molecular function: DNA-binding transcription factor activity, RNA polymerase II-specific; RNA polymerase II cis-regulatory region sequence-specific DNA binding. The record is from RefSeq and is a predicted model, not a curated record. NCBI's taxonomy places the organism in Eukaryota, Metazoa, Chordata, Actinopteri, Cypriniformes, Catostomidae. Gene Ontology annotation, biological process: cell differentiation; regulation of transcription by RNA polymerase II; anatomical structure morphogenesis. The transcript is spliced from 2 exons. Bases 256 to 1467 code for a protein of 403 amino acids.
CAACAUCAAUGGUAUCAACAAAAAAUAAGAAAGCCUACUCUAAUUUGUCAGAAUAUUUUACGUGUAACUGUCCACAGUCUCUGCAGUAGCUACUCAUUCCAACUCAAUAACACACACACAUACACACACACACACACACACACACACACACACAAACAAAUGAGGGCUGAGGUGUGACUGUAACAACCAAUCAGAGCCGAGGGGGUGUUUCAAAACUUGUAUAAAUUGUUCAGGUAAGACAGGUGUCAUGUUGAGAUGCACUUGACCAAUUCACCUGUGCUAAACACAGACACAGCAGAACAGAAGAGAGCACUUUCUCCAUAUUCCAGGAACAACAGGACAAAGGAAAGAAAAAGAGAAAACAUGACGUCAUUUGUACCACAAUCCCUCUCACCCCAGUUCCACAGUAUGGGGCAGGAAUCCCAGGAAUUCAGCCUGUACAGUGACAACUUCUACAACACCCAACCUCUGCCUAGUCCACAGCAAACCCUGCCAUCUUCUCAUGACUUUGGAGACUAUGUCAGCCCAGCUUCAAACCCUUACCUGUGGUUUAAUGGCCCUGGGCUCAAUUCAGCUCCCUGCCUCGGUGGAGGGCCUCAGCACUACGGUAUGACAAAGCCUUACAUGGCCUCAGGAGGAAUUGGAGGCUCUGAGGGUGGCUUCAGCUGGUUUUCUCUGCCUUCCCAAGAAGACCUAAUGAAGCUUGUCAGGCCUCCGUACUCAUACUCAGCACUUAUUGCGAUGGCAAUACACGGUGCCCCAAACCGACAUCUUACACUCAGCCAGAUCUACCAGUAUGUGGCUGAAAACUUCCCCUUCUACAACAAGAGCAAGGCCAGCUGGCAAAACUCUAUCCGGCACAAUCUCUCACUUAACAACUGCUUCAUGAAGAUGCCCAGAGAUGACAAUGAUCCAGGAAAAGGUAACUAUUGGACCCUCGAUCCAAACUGUGAGAAGAUGUUCGAUAAUGGCAACUUCCGGCGCAAGAGGAAGAGAAAGUCAGACUCUUUGGCUGAGGAGGAAGGGAAAGGCUAUUCUGGAUCAGACUCUGCUCUGUCAAGUCCUCAAGAGCCCAGUAACACCAGUGACACACCAGAGAGAGGAAACUCUCCAGUCUCCACAGACCCAACUCCUUGUCUUAAUGGCUUCUUAACUCAAAUGGGUGACGUGGUGUCAGGCUCAAGUAACAUUGGCAGGGCAUCCAUUCUCCCGUCUCCACUGGCUUUGCCUUUGGAUGGAAGCCAAAGAGUUUCUCCUUCAGGGGUAUAUGGCCCAUACUCACCAAGUGCUACUGUGCCACAAUGGGAGGCCCACGUUCCUCCCCCUGUUCCACCCAACAUCUCCUCCUCACCUACUCAGUACACAGACAGCUACAGUGACUCAAUGCUCAACCAGUUCAGCAGCCAGCUUUAUCCAGUUCUGGGCUCCACUGACUUGCUGUAUUCACGGGAGGGAACAGAGGUGUAGCACAAGAAAGGACUGAUGGACACAAGGCAUAAAAUGUGGGUGCAGGCACUUGCGAGAGCAGUUGACCUGCAUUGUGAGCCAAACUCCCACAGCAGUAUCCGAGUCAGCAGGUCAAAUUGGACAUGAAGAGGAUUCCCUCUAUUUUACAGUUGUGUGAAUGCUAACACACACUGCUCUCAGGCUUGAUGACAUUAUCAAGUUUUUGUAGCUGAAAGAUAACAGCAAUCACCCAACACAGUCAUGUUUUUUUUUUUUGUGUGUGUAUUUUUGCAAUUAAUUUCCAUUUUGUUGAAGUUUGUUGUAAUGUAACAGAAAAUGCACUGACUUUUUUCAUAUGUAUAUUAAUCUUUUUGUCCAUUGUUUCAUAUUUUGUAUUUGUGUUCUCUUUAUUAUGUUGUGAUUGUAAUAUAUAUUAUAUUUGCUUAA